Molecule: messenger RNA, 2271 nt
Organism: Phragmites australis (common reed)
Lineage: Eukaryota; Viridiplantae; Streptophyta; Magnoliopsida; Poales; Poaceae
Product: disease resistance protein RGA2-like
Exons: 2
Coding region: 145-2145 (666 amino acids)
Biological process (GO): defense response to other organism
Molecular function (GO): ADP binding
Source: RefSeq, a predicted model, not a curated record
GACCAGGCUAGUGACGCCUCUUCUUCUUCCUCCUCCUCCAUCUCAGCUGUCCAAUCAGUGGUCUCCAGGUUUCGCUGUGCCAAGAGGGCACGCCUUGGUGGAGAUGACGAUGCCGCCGGUAGAAUUCAAGAAAUCUUGGAGCAAAUGUGUGAGGCUGGGGAUGAUGUCCGUGAGGCAAUCAAGAUGGAAAAGUUGGAUGUUUUUGCUGAUUUGGGACACCGGAAUUUUUCUGUGCAUCCCCGGGGGCAGACAACAGCUUACUUCACGGAGCCAAAGGUGUUUGGGAGGGACACUGUGAAGGGGCGCAUUGUGGGGAUGCUGACGAGCAAGGAGACUUGCGGGGUAAACUUGUCGGUCCUUCCAAUUGUGGGUAACGGUGGUGUCGGAAAAACUACUUUAGCACAGCUUCUGUAUAAUGAUGCAAUAAUGCAAGAUCACUUCAGCAGACGGAUAUGGAUCUCGGUGUCUGUUGACUUCGAUGAAGUAAGACUCACACGCGAGAUGCUGGACUGUCUGUCUAAUGGCGUGAGCAAGCAUGAUGAAAUUACCAACCUGAAUAAGCUCCAAGAGAUCCUUGAGGAGAGCAUAAAGUCAAAGCGGCUGCUACUUGUUUUGGAUGAUAUGUGGGAAGACAAUGAUAAGAGCCGGUGGGACAAGCUUUUAGCACCCCUUAGAUGUAGUUCUUUGAAGGGCAGUGCGAUCUUGGUCACAACAAGAAAUCACUCUGUGGUGAAAAUGAUUGCUACAAUGGACCCCAUCCAUUUGGAUGGCUUGGAAGAUGAUGACUUUUGGGUUCUGUUCAAAUCAUGUGUAUUUGGUGAUGAAAAAUAUGAAGGACAUCGGAAUUUGCAGAUUAUCGGGCAGGGAAUAGCCAAAAAGUUGAAGGGAUACCCCUUAGCAGCAAAAAGUGUUGGUGCGCUUUUGAAAAGAAACCUUGAUGGUGGACAUUGGAUGGGAAUAUUGCAAAGUGAUGAAUGGAAGCUGCAGCAGGGGCCAGAUGAUAUCAUCCCAGCACUGAAACUUAGUUAUGUACACUUGCCUUUCCAUCUUCAAAGGUGUUUUUCUUAUUGUGCAUUAUUUCCUAAGGGUCACAGAUUUGAUGCCUUGGACUUAGUUCGCAUUUGGAUAUCGCAAGGUAUGGUUUCUUCUGGAAAUGGGAGAAUGGAGGAGACUGGGCGUCAAUAUUUGAAUGAUUUGGUGGAUCGGGGAUUUUUUCAAAGAAGCGCUUAUUACUCUAUGCAUGAUCUAAUGCAUGACCUAGCACAGAUAGUUUCAUCAGGUGAAUGUCAUAUGGUCGACAGUUUUGAUUCAAGAAAUGGAACAUGUUAUCCAACUAUUCAACAUUUAUCUAUCAAUACAAGAUUUGCUUAUAAGUGGAACACAGAUGCCCGGAAUUUUUUCCCAAAUGAUAACUUUCAGAGGAAGCUGGUUUACAUCGGGGAAGCAGUGCAAACAAGGAAUUUGAGCACAUUAAUGCUAUUUGGAAAGUAUGAUGCUGGAUUUUCUGAAACUUUUUCUCAUGUAUUCAAAGAGGUGCAACAUCUUCGUGUUUUGAGGUUACCCACACUAACUUACAGCAUAGACUUUCUCCUCAGAAACUUCAGCAAGUUGAUCCAUCUGCGCUAUCUUGAACUAAUAUCCAGUGGUCCUGGUGAGCCAUUGCCAGAGGUUAUAUGUCAACUUUAUCAUCUACAGGUCCUUGAUGUAGAGUAUUGGGUGCACCUUCCUACUUUACCACGAGGCAUGAAUAACCUUGUCAACUUGAGGCAUUUUGUUGCUCGAGGUGAAUUGCAUGCAAUGAUUGCCGGAGUUGGUAGACUAAAGUUUCUCCAGGAGUUAAAGGUAUUCCGAGUUGGAAAGACUACUGACUUUGAGAUAGGACAGUUAAAUGGGUUAAGAGAAUUGGGGGGUUCACUUGCAAUUUACAAUCUGGAAAAUGUGGGAAGCAAGGAGGAGUCUCAUAAUGCUGGAUUAAGGGACAAAAGGUACCGACAGGAUUUGCUUCUGUCAUGGUCUAAUAACCGGUUUGCGGUGAGAUCUUUAAUUGAGACUGAGGUGCUUGAGGGCCUUCAUCCACAUUCCAGUCUCAAGCAUCUUCAUAUAACAGGCUAUGGAGGUGAAGUCUCUAUCCAAAAUAUCCAUUGAGGGAGUAGGAUCAUUUCCUCACAUCAGAUUAUUCAUGAAAGCGUUGUAUAUCAAGGGAUGUGUCGGCCCACGUACCUUGGAUGAGAUAUUACUAUUGACUGAGUGCAGUCUGAGUGUUCUUGAGAA